GAAGAGAAUAACUAAUGAGGAUCAACUACCUGACAUUUGUAGCGAGUGUGGUAAACGGCCAAAAGAUGCACAGCAGUCGUCAAAUACGAAAUCACGAGAAUAGCGAUCAGUUGACAAUGUCUGGGCAAUGCAUCGACGUCAACUGCACCUUCAGAAGCGAGGAUGGGUUAUGCCAGUAGCUCAACCCAGCCCAGCCCGGCUCGGCUGAGUUAGUACCUACCCACUCAGCGUCACCGGUGACGAUGGUAGAGGUCUAGACUCUAUGAGGACCAGGCACAGUGUCAUAGCCAGAGCCAGAGCCAUAGCCAUAGUCAUGGACUUGGCCAUGGACCUUCUCCAACAUCUCGAUGCACUUUCCGAUGUCUGCGGUCGUUAGCGAAAACCGACCAGUGAAAUCCUUUUCUGGGGCGUUUGUCUUGAAUCGGAGACGAAAGAAAAUAAGGCGGGCGGGAGGGGGAGACGGAAGCCUCCAAUAUGCUUGUGUUUGAUCAUGGCAACCAAGACUUGGUUCCACGCAUCGAAGCCUUAGCAAGCCAUCGCGCCUCAACACCAAACAAACUCUUUCUCAUCCUGGACCCGUGCAUCGCGCAUCGGCUACAGCAUCGAUCAUGCAAAAGACGGUUGCUUGUGAAAUGGCCAAGGCUCGCCAACAACGCAUGCACAUACGCAUAUGUGUUGCUUAACAUUAGCGAGGAGGGUCCAGAUCAAUCGAGUCGAGGCCGACAAACGUUGAUAUUGGCGCAUCGUCGAUGCUAUCAAGAAGCCAUCGUGAUGACGGGUAGACGAAAGCCACAACAAAAAACAAAAAAACAACCCGGAAGCGAUCAAUAUCUCUUGCAUCUGAUGAUCGAAUUUGAAACGCCAAGAAGAAACAAACAAACAAACAAACAAACAAACAAACAAACAAACAAAAAUGACAGUCGAUAAUGAAUCCGUGAGGCGCUCACUGUAUUCCGUCUGUAUAUUCGGCUUGAUUUAUGAAAGCAAACUGCCGACGACGAGAUACAGUCCAUCGCACCGAUCCAGAGGCCUAGUUCAAAGUACUCAGCGAUCUCAGCAGUACGUACCUUUCCGUUUCACCAAUCUGACAGCUCGUUCCUAGACUAAAGUGGAGAUCCUGGUCGAUGAGUACCGAUCUUGUGCCUCGAGACUGUUGCUGGCGAUCUCUUCAACUGCUCGGGGACCAUGAGAAUCGAGCACUUUGAACCAAUCGAAGAAGACCCUACGAAUUGGGUUCCUUUACCCCUACCCAUACGUAUUACGCAUACACCUGACUUGUGGUAUUCAGACCCCUGCUUCAAUGCCGUUCAAUGACUGUUGGGGCUGUUUGUCGAAGCAAAUAUGAGGCUGUAUUGCAAGCCCUCAGGACUCAAGAAAAGGUGCAAAUCAUGCUCAAAUACAACCAUUCAUCCACGAGAAUGUCCUCUCCUCAUGCUCAGUGAGAUGCGCGCUACUUGAACUCCCAAAAACCAACAGCUGCAGUUCAACACCAUAAACAACACAGCACUAGUUACAUACAGUACUUGGACAAGAAUAGCUAUACUCACACCAGAUCGUCAUCACCCACACCCCCAAAGCAUCGCCGCCUCUGUCAAUUCCUUUUCAGGGUCCAUCACGAUUUGCCUUCGCAUUUGGAAGUCAUUGAAAGCUCCGCCCGCACAGUUAUUCCCUGACAAGUCUGACUGUCUUCUGGGGCCUCAUCUGGGAUAACUAUCCAGCCGCAUCCUGGACGAUCCACGAGUUCCUCCUUACUUACCUGCUAGUCCAUUCAUCCCUCAAACUUGCAACCUAUCCGCUUCUAACUUUUCUAUCCGACUGAUACCUGACGACUCCAACAUCUUGCAACGCUGCUAACUGACUCCGUCAUACUGACCGCGUUUAUUCUGGUGCUACCUCAGCUGGGGACACAGGGGCCCGGGUCUAUAUAUCACCUUACUCAUAUCUCCUGUUAUCCUCGACAUGACAGCUUCCAUGCGUGCCAUCUCUUCAACACUACCUCUGGGCUUUCCAACAUCUCGCUCGCCCUCUCCUCACUGCUCAGCCAUGGCGUCCAAGACAGUUCCAGCUAUGAAUCCCUGGGAGGUCAAUGCUCUCAAUUAUGAGUUUCCUCAAGAAGGCUCCUUCAACGUUGACGGCACAGUAAACUCUGCAGGUACUUGGCGUCGAGUUCAGGACCCCGUCAUCUACCCCGGGCUCUACGCGCCCAGUGGGAUCGACAUCAUGUCCAUCUUGUUCCGUGUCAUGGGCCGACCAAACCCUCAAGUUGUUCUUGGUCCAGUGGACUGUUCUGUCGCCCUUGUCGUGUGCGAUAUGGGCCAGGCCGACGCCCCCGUUAUCUAUGUUUCUGAAUCGUUCUCCGAGCUCACUGGAUAUACAGCCCGUGAAGUUCUUGGGCGAAAUUGCCGCUUCCUCCAAGCACCGCCAGGGCAUGAAAGAUCUCUCGACAGGAAGGGGACGGACAAGGUCGCUUCACACCGCAUGCGACAGGCCGUCUGUGCUGGAAGGGAGAUUCAGAUCCCCGUUACCAACUACAAGAAAUAUGGCCAACCCUUCAACAACUUACUCACCAUAAUCCCCGUCCCUGUCGAUGAAACUGGCUGUCGUUACUGCAUCGGCUUUCUGAGCGAGAUGGAUUGAGUGAACAAGCCAGCCGCGAUCUUGCAGUGUUUGAUAACACCGUCGACGACUUGACAACAUAGUGAUAGUCUCAAUUGUUGAACCGCCAACGACGUCACCAUACAGCGCCGCACAACGAAACAGGGGCUCUCUUCGAUGAAAUUUCACAACGACACCAACUUCUUACACUUAUUGGUAUACGAACCUGGUCUGCCAGCGUCUUGGAGAUUCUUGUCCAACUUGCGCUCACUCCAUUUUGUGGAGAUGCUCACCCAGUUCCGGUAUCUCUUUGCUUUAAGGCAUUUAUGAACAUUUACGAUACCCUUUGCAUUGGCAUAUUAUUCUCUCAGUCAACACAUUCACGGCUCCUCAUAUCAGAAGCACUUCAAGGUGUUCAGGUCUUUUUCUUUACUAGAACAAAUGGUUAAGCGUUGUUAUUCUGUCCCCACUGUUACUGUUUUUGGUCUUUUCUUAUCAUAGUUUGAUGAUUCACGCUCUCAUGUGAAACUUUUGGAUUUUUAGAUUUUUUUUAGCUGGAAAUCAAGCUCGGGCUUGCCUAGUACAGCAACGUGGGCCAGGAAAAGACAGUUUUUUGUUUGUUUAUCAUAGACGUCGCUGUCAGGCACGAGCAUAUCAUGUUGGGCGCAGGAGGAGUACAUACAUACGUACAUUUGAUUUGAUUUGAUUUGAUUGAUUUGCUUGGCAUUGCGUGUCGUUUGACUUGAAGGGCGAAGCAAGAUGGUCACGGGGACCCAAGUCAGAAUACGAUGGGAUACAGUAUCUGACCGCCGCUGUCAGAUCAUGGAUACACAUACUUGUACAUACAUACAAUAUAAACAUUCUGAACCAACAGCAUUUCUUG
Messenger RNA from Fusarium verticillioides 7600, 3478 nucleotides. RefSeq lists its product as hypothetical. Bases 1960 to 2637 code for a protein of 225 amino acids. The record is from RefSeq and is a predicted model, not a curated record. Gene Ontology annotation, cellular component: nucleus. The transcript has 3 exons. NCBI's taxonomy places the organism in Eukaryota, Fungi, Ascomycota, Sordariomycetes, Hypocreales, Nectriaceae.